Molecule: messenger RNA, 1423 nt
Organism: Oncorhynchus mykiss (rainbow trout)
Lineage: Eukaryota; Metazoa; Chordata; Actinopteri; Salmoniformes; Salmonidae
Product: zinc finger, C4H2 domain containing
Biological process (GO): positive regulation of neuron differentiation
Cellular component (GO): nucleus
Source: RefSeq, a predicted model, not a curated record
GGCUUGCCUAGCGCAUGCGUGGUGCUUCAUAGCGUAUGUCACGGCUGAAGGUAUUGUGUUUUUAUUAGCUAGCUGGCAGACCACCCUGUCCUUCCAUUAAGAUCUAAUUUAUCAGGGCCUAAAGUCUAAAUCAUGGGGGACGAACAAGAGAUAAUGUGCAAACUAGAAAACAUUAUGGAAAUACGGAACAAGACAGUACAGAUGCAGAAGAUCAAGUCUCGUCUGAAGUCAGAGUUUGAGUCCCUAGAGUCUGAGGAGAAACAUCUGAAGGAAUACAAACAGGAGAUGGACCUCCUAAUGCAGGAGAAGAUGGCCCAUGUAGAGGAGCUACGACUCAUACAUGCUGAUAUCAAUGUGAUGGAGAGCACUAUAAAGCAGUCAGAGAACGACCUGAACAAGCUGCUGGAGACGACGCGGAGGCUCCAUGAUGAGUACAAACCCCUGAAGGAACAUGUAGAUGCCCUCAGGAUGACCCUGGGCCUUCACAGACUGCCCAACCUCAACGAAGAGGAGGAGAAACUCUCUCUGGAGUCAGUACACAUACUAUACACACACACACACACUCUCACACACACAUCAACUGUUCUCUGUGCUAUCUUCUAUCUCUGUUGCCAUAGUUACUUUGAGAAGCAGAAGGCUGAGUGGCAGAAGGAGCCUCAUGAGCCCACCAUCCCAGAAUCCCUUGCAGCAGCGGCUGCCGCGGCCCAACAGCUCCAGGUCUCCCGGAAACAAGAUGCCCGCCAGACCGCCACCUUCAGACAACAGCCUCCUCCCAUGAAGGUACACAGUACACACCCUCCUAUGAAGGCCUGUCUGUCAUGCCACCAACAGAUCCAUCGUAACGCUCCCAUCUGUCCACUGUGCAAGGCCAAGAGUCGCUCCCGCAACCCCAAGAAACCUAAGAGGAAGCCUGACGAGUAGACACACACACUACCACCUCAUAUUGCUAAAUUUCACAUCUGGAAUUCAGUAAAACAUGUCGUCCUAACCUUUCCCCAUGCCAUGGAACCUACAUUUAGUGUAGUUCUCUUUUUAACAGUGCUUGAGUGUUGAAAUGUAAUUGUUAACCUUAAGGUUUAAUAGACCAUAACCACGUUAUAUGCACUAAUACACAAUACUAUACUGUAGCUGUACCCAUGUUGUGAUUGGUUCUGGCAUUAAAUGUGAAACGUACUGCAUUUACUUGUUACUCUGUACUUAACAUGUUUACAUUGCAUGAACACUCUCCAUGGCUGAACUAUAAUGACUGUGUUGUAACUGUUUGUGAUAUUGGACUGUAUAACCCAGGAAGUUGUUCUAAUGUUUACUGAAGGCAUAAUGGACGGUCACGGACUGAGAAAACCACGAUGCUUAUUUGCUUUUAACAGUGUUUUAUGUGAAACUUGAAUACAAGAAUACAGAAAUAAAAUGUAUUUUGUACUGC